Messenger RNA from Prorocentrum cordatum, 408 nucleotides. The record is from the annotation of a GenBank genome assembly. NCBI's taxonomy places the organism in Eukaryota, Dinophyceae, Prorocentrales, Prorocentraceae.
AUGACAGAGACCAGCACUGGGCGGCCAUACUGGCUCCACCCUCAGACCAAGGAGGCGCGCUGGGAGCCGCCGCCGCGCCGCGGCGCCCCCGGGCGGCCGCAGAGGCACCCCGCCGAGGGCGGCGGGCCUCCGCCCGGCAGGCGGGCCGGAGAAGGCCCUGGCGCCUCGCCGACGGGAUCCCGCGAGCCGAAGCCGCCCCCCGAGCCCCUCGACGAGACCUCGCGCGUGCGAGCCAGCGUGCUCGAGGGGCUGCGCAGGACGGAGCGGGAGGAGAUCGGCUCACGGAAAAAGAACUACAAGUUCCUCCUGCUGCAGUGGCACCCGGACAAGAACCCGGACAAGGCCGAGUUGGCCACGGAGAUCUUCCAGUUCCUGCAGCAGCAGCGGGACUGGUACCUGAAGGAGUGA